This is a messenger RNA of Lytechinus variegatus (green sea urchin), 1016 nucleotides long. RefSeq lists its product as uncharacterized. Lineage: Eukaryota; Metazoa; Echinodermata; Echinoidea; Temnopleuroida; Toxopneustidae. The record is from RefSeq and is a predicted model, not a curated record. The coding region runs from base 451 to 984 and encodes 177 amino acids. Gene Ontology annotation, cellular component: cytosol. Gene Ontology annotation, biological process: one-carbon metabolic process; protein homotetramerization; regulation of gluconeogenesis. The transcript is spliced from 3 exons. Gene Ontology annotation, molecular function: identical protein binding; S-adenosyl-L-methionine binding; glycine binding.
CGUGUCUAUAUGUGACUGGGGCUUAAGUUCCAGUUUACCGAUAGACCCGUUUCAUAGUUUAGAACAAUAGGGAUUAGUUAUGACGCUAUACGUACCAGUAUACUACUCGCGCAAGAGAAAGAAAAAAAGGAUGGAAAAGAAAAGAAGGCGAAGACCACGCUGGUGAUAAUGAAGAAGAAGAAGAGGAAGAAGAAGAUUGAGCUUGCGAGGUCAAUGCAGAAUCAUGGUGGUUUUUGGCGGGAAGCUUGUACAUACACAUCUCAAGAAGUAUUUGUUUAGGAUCGCCCGUCAUUCAUGUGUGCUCUUGUUUGCGGGCCCGACAUUCAUGUGUGCUCUUGUUUGCGGGCGGAUCAGGGGUAUAAGACAUCGCAGAUUUUAACAUCGCAUCAUCAAACUAUCUCCAGACUAGCUUAGCGUUCACACCCUUGACAAUUCGUCUCUCCGAUAAACAUGUCCUCGAACAAUUCUAAUUCUCAGCGUUCCUUGACUUUCAAGGAGAAACUGCAAAAUCUGGUGGCAUCCUUCUUUCCUAUGAGCUCUUCUCAGCUACAAUCUACCGUGGAGAGAGCCGUAGAGAGUGUUCAAGCGGGUGUUCAUGCUAGAUCAUCAUCCAUCGAUGAUACUCAUCAUGGUGAAACAAGCGGGCAAGACAUAUCGAAUCCUUUUGAUGACAGUGAUGCUGUCCACAAACUCGGUCCUCUUGCCGAGAGGUCCUCUAAAUAUAACCAAUGGUUGCUAGGGGUACUUCAGAGGAAGAACUGUCGGAGGAUUCUGGAUGCCGCGUGCGGAACAGGGGUGGACUCCUUAUUCCUGCUCAAACAUGGGAUGGAGGUCGUCAGUUGUGAUGAUGCUGAAGCGAUGCUGUUUUAUGCUAGAUCGGAAAAGGAACGACUUGGAUUAAAUGACUGGGGUAAAAAAUCCACCUUUUUAUACUUUAUUUUCAUUUGGAUAAUUUUCUUUAAUAUGAUUUCAAUAAGAACUUGACACUUCAUUUUUGUCUCACCUGCGAAGCAGAG